Molecule: messenger RNA, 3250 nt
Organism: Alosa alosa (allis shad)
Lineage: Eukaryota; Metazoa; Chordata; Actinopteri; Clupeiformes; Clupeidae
Gene: olfml2a
Product: olfactomedin-like 2A
Exons: 8
Coding region: 197-2233 (678 amino acids)
Biological process (GO): signal transduction
Source: RefSeq, a predicted model, not a curated record
AGCAUUAAAGUUGCUGAUGGCAGCCAUCACAUUGGCAACUAUAUGGAACCGUUAAUUUUUCAUAAUCCCUCAUAGGCGACCUAGACAAUUAAGUGUAGUUUCAUACAACAUACUGCAUAUUACGCAAAUAAACAGUCUUAGAAAUACAUUUAAUAUUUUUGGACCUACUCGUCUCUCGCAAACUGAGUUGUCCGGGAUGUGGAGUUACUUUCUCACCUGUGUGCUCGUCUUGGCCAAAGAUGCUGUUGCGCUUAGCAAGGUGUUUGGCGAGGUGGAGCCGGUGCGGAUGACGUCCGAGGGCUCGGACUGCCGCUGCCGCUGUGUGAUGCGGCCGCUGGCUGUGGAGGCGUGCGUGCGCCUGCGCGAAGGUGGCAGUGGCCGGCCGGAGGAUUACUACGCCGUGGAGACGGUCAGCUCGGGCACCGACUGCAAGUGCUCGUGCACGGCGCCGCCGUCUGCACUCAACCCCUGCGAGAACGAGUGGCAGACGGAGAAGCUCAAGAGGCAGGCGCCAGAGCUGCUCAAGCUACACUCUAUGGUGGACCUCCUUGAGGGAAUUUUGUACAGUAUGGAUCUACUGAAGGUCCAUGCAUACAUGAAUAAAGUUGUGGCCCAGAUGAACAGCCUGGAGGAGACCAUCAAGACCAACCUGAGUCGAGAGAAUGACUUUGUGAGGGACAGCAUAGUGACUCUGAGCAACCAGCUGAAGCGAUAUGAGAACUACUCUGACAUCAUGACCAGCGUCAAAAAAGAGAUUUCCAACCUGGGUCUACAGCUGCUGCAGAAAGAUGCUGCCCCUGAUAACAAAGCACAGAACACAGAGACAAAGAAAGCCAAGGAGACAGUGAAAUCCCCCAACAAGAAAAGCCCAGGCUCCAAACCACCUCCCAAGGCCCCCAAAGAGAAGCCGGCCAAGGCCAAGAAAGAGCCCCUGAAACCAGGCAAGCCAGGCAAGCCUGACCCCACAGCCAAGACCAAGACGCUGGGCCACCAGGGUGGAGUGAUCCGGGGCAUCACCUACUACAAGGCAGCCAGGACGGAGGGCUCUGUGCCCAGCUCUGGGGGGAAGGGAGACCGAGAAAACUCUGCCAAAACUCACACAGUCCACCACAUAGAAGGCAAGGACGGUUCCAAAGUUGUCCUGGAGACCGUUGAAGCCAUGUCCUCCACAGCUGCGCCAACAACAACAACAACAACAGCAACAGCAACAGCAACAACAACAACAACAUCAGCCACAACCACCAGAAGCCCCACCACCAGUAUGAUCACCACAACAACCACCUCAGAACGUCCGCAGAUGGACAUUAUCACCCUCCCCACCACCACUGCCACGCCCAACUCCACUGGUGACCCACUGAUUCCAGGGAUACCUGUCCCUACAGCCACAUUAGAGCCAGACAGCAGGGAUGGUGGAGAUCGAGGCUUCUCUCACAGAUCAGAAAAGACAUCAGAGUGUGAGGGCACCAUAAAGUCCAUAGAGCUGCCAGAGAAACAUCACAGCUAUGGGCGGAACGAAGGGGCCUGGAUGAAGGACCCGGUUGCCAAGGAUUCCAAGAUCUAUGUAACCAACUAUUACUAUGGCAACAACUUGGUGGAGUUCCGGAACUUGGAGAACUUCAAGCAAGGGCGCUGGAGCAACCUAUUUAAGUUGCCUUACAACUGGAUUGGCACGGGUCACGUGGUCUACGAUGGUGCCUUCUACUACAACCGCGCCUUCACCAAGAACAUCAUCAAGUACGACAUGAGGGCACGCUACGUGGCGGCCUGGACGCUCCUCCACGACGCCGUCUACGAGGACACCACGCCCUGGAAGUGGCGCGGCCACUCCGACAUCGACUUCGCCGUGGACGAGAGCGGCCUGUGGGUCAUCUACCCGGCACUGGACUACGAGUACGGCAGCCAGAACGAGGUCAUCGUGGUCAGUCGGCUGGACCCAGGGGACCUGAGCACGCGCAAGGAGACCACGUACCGCACGGGCCUGCGCCGCAACUCCUACGGCAACUGCUUCCUGGUGUGCGGCGUGCUGUACGCGGUGGACGCCUACAACCAGCGGGAGGGCGAGGUGGCCUACGCCUACGACACACACACGGGCACGGAGGCGGCGCCACGGCUGCCCUUCACCAACCUCUACGCCUUCACCACACAGGUGGACUACAACCCUAAGGAGAAGGUGCUCUACGCCUGGGACAACGGACACCAGCUCACCUACACCCUCAACUUUGUCGAACAGUGAGGGGAAGCACGAGGCUUCUUCGCAAACAUCAGCUGUUUGUUUGCGGUGCUGUUUCAUUGGCAGGAAAUGACAUACAGGGACUUCCUGAACCCUUACAUGGAACUUUUGGUGAUGAAAAAGUCCUGACAAAGUCCUGAAAUCAUUACUGUAUUAUAUUAUGUAAAAUACUGCAUGAUUACCUACCAAACAUACUGUACGUCCAUGGAGACUGAGUUUUAUUGGAAUGUUGUGUUAGCUGCUGGCUGUGUUAGCUGCUGGCUGUGUUAGCUGCUGGCUGUGUUAGCGGCUGGCUGUGUUAGCUGCUGGCUGUGUUAGCGGCUGGCUGUGUUAGCUGCUGGCUCUAGCAACUCGAUAGGUAAAACCGAUUGUUUUCCUUUUUUUUACCAACAGUUCUCGGAGACCUCCAGAAACAGAGAUCUAUGUGAAAACUCACCAGAUUUCUCCUUUAACAAACAAACAAGGCAAUAAUAAUACAACUUAACACUUUUUUUAUGACGCCAUAUCUCAAUUUAAAAUGAGACACACAUUUAGAUAUCAAACUCUGUCAUUAGCUGAAAGAUGUACAUUUGAUUAUUUUUGUCAUUAAACGCAUUAUUGCUAUCUUUUGCCAUCAAUGUGUAUGUUAGGGUGACUACACAUUGGAAAAAUAUACAAAUAAUAUUUCCAUUUUUUUUUUAAUUUACUGUCAGAUGAACGUUCGGUCAGAUAUUUAAACAAUUCAUGUGUACAGUGUGUAAAACAUUUCAAUAUUUAAAUCAGCAGUAAAGUGUAAAACAUUCCUUUUAAUGUACAUAUCUUUGGAAAACUUCCUAUAGCAUCAAUUACCUGGUCUAUUCCAAAUUAUAACCUCAAAUUCACUUUGAAAUAUUUAUUAAAUAGCUUCUAGUCAGCUGAAUUUUUUUUAUCAUGUUAAUUGAUGUGUUCCGAGAGAAAACAUGCAUUUUGGUCGAAAAUAAUCAUCUCACAAUGCUAUGAUGGCAUGUAUUGUACGAAAAUAAAAUUUCUCUAAAAACGAAA